AUGCGGCUGUUCACGUCGAAAGAGUCCGAACCCAAGGACGAUAAUGGGGAGAAGAAGAUCGAAUCGAUCAAAGACAAUGGAGAUAUCGAAGCAGUACCAGCCGCGCAAGUGGCAGACGAAAUCGACCCAGUAGUCGAGAAGCGCGUGCGACGAAAGUUGGACACGCACAUCGUCCCGUUGCUUUCCGCCUUAUAUCUGCUCGCUUUCUUGGAUAGAUCGAAUAUUGGAAACGCCCGUAUCGCAGGGAUGGAAGAUGAUCUCGGUCUCAGUAGUCCGCAGUACCAGUGGCUUCUGACCAUCUUCUAUAUCUCCUAUAUCGUCUUCGGGUUCCUCGCGAUAAUGUGGAAAGUGAUACCCCCACAUAUGUGGGCUGCGGGCUGCGUUUUCGUCUGGGGCCUCGUUUCGACUGUGCAAGCAGCGACAACCUCGUGGGGAGGAAUGAUGGCAUGUCGAUUCAUCAUGGGAGCUGCAGAAAUCGCUUAUGGUCCUGGUGUCCCAUUCUUACUCUCGUUCUUCUAUUUGAGGCACGAACUUGGGCUAAGAUGUGGACUAUUUUUAUCAGCCGCUCCAUUGGCAAAUACUUUCGCAGGCGCAUUGGCAUACGGUAUUACGAGUGGUAACCCCGGAAUGGCAAAAUGGAGAGUUUUAUUUCUGGUGGAGGGAUUACCGACAGUGGUGAUGUCCGCAGUCGCGUUCUUCUUUCUGCCAGACAGUCCAGAGAAGGCAAGGUUCUUGACAGAGGAAGAGAAGGCGGUUGCGAGAGCUCGUGGUGUGGCACAGGCUGGCGCCGCGACAAGAAUCGGAGGCAUCGACUGGAAAGAGAUUCUGGAGGGGCUGAUGGAUGUGAAAGGCUGGAUACUCGGUCUUAUGUACUUCAGUGGAAACGUCGCAUUCUCAUCCUUGCCGGUCUUCCUGCCCACAAUUCUUAAAGAAAUGGGGUUUUCGAGUGUCAACGCACAAGGGUUGACAGCACCACCUUUUUUCCUCUCUUUCAUCACCGUUAUAGUUACAUGCUAUAUUGCAGACCGGACGCAGCAGCGCGGCAUCAUGAUCGCAAUCCUUACGGCCAUUGGAGGAAUCGGAUAUGUGAUUCUGGCUACAACCAAGAGCGUGGCAGCCAGGUAUUUUGGAGUCUUUCUGGCUGCUGCCGGCAUUUUCCCAGCUAUUGGGAAUAUUCUUCCAUGGGUCACAAAUAAUCAGGGCUCUGAUACGAGGAGAGGCUUUGGUAUUGUCAUCCUGAACCUGGUUGGGCAAUGUGGGCCUUUGUUAGGAACGAGGCUGUACCCCACAUCUGAGGGACCUUUGUAUGUGAAAGGCCAGUCUAUAUGCGCAGGGUUUAUGUUUCUGUUCUGCCUACUGUCUCUCUUGCUGAGGACUAUUCUUGUGUGGGAGAACAAGAAACUAGAUCGCAAGUAUGGAACGCUGCAAGAGGCGGCAGUGCGCGGUGAAGGCAAACGAAGAGUAGGCGUCGAAAACUACGGGCCCAGUUUUCGAUAUGUUUUGUAG
Messenger RNA from Alternaria arborescens, 1506 nucleotides. RefSeq lists its product as hypothetical. NCBI's taxonomy places the organism in Eukaryota, Fungi, Ascomycota, Dothideomycetes, Pleosporales, Pleosporaceae. Gene Ontology annotation, cellular component: membrane. The transcript has 5 exons. The record is from RefSeq and is a predicted model, not a curated record. The coding region runs from base 1 to 1506 and encodes 501 amino acids. Gene Ontology annotation, biological process: transmembrane transport. Gene Ontology annotation, molecular function: transmembrane transporter activity.